Geodia barretti is the source of this 3814-nucleotide messenger RNA. NCBI's taxonomy places the organism in Eukaryota, Metazoa, Porifera, Demospongiae, Tetractinellida, Geodiidae. The record is from the annotation of a GenBank genome assembly.
AGCUAGCUGGUAGCUUGUUCGCUAGCGGCGUUUUCGGCUGGCGUAGGACUGUGAUGAUGAUUCGCUGAUCACCCUCGUAAAAGUGAGACCUCACUUGACUGGUGGAUACUUUAAGUGCAUGUUGGAGAUGGUGACUAGGGUGGUUCUGUUUGCUACUCUGACUAGACUGUGGGUUGACCUUUGUCUGGCCCACUACUCUCUGUAUAUAUCGGAGGAGAAUUUGCAAUCCUACUAUUCAAAUUCAGCGUAUGCGGAUCUCAUACAAGGACAGUUUGUGCCUAUAGUGGAUGAUGGAGAGGUACUAAUAGGUGAUGGUGGGGCUCUGCUACUCAUUGAAGUAACAAGUGGAUCUGGAGUAUCAGGGUCUGGGUACAGUCUGUCACCUGGACAUGACGUUACGGGCAGGUCACUGGAUUACUCCUCCGUGAAAAGCCUCCCUCCCUUUCCUGCUCAUGUGGACACAGUCAACUUCACCUGGAUUUCUAAAACUAUGAUCAAUUACACACUGCGUGCAACACAAGAAGGUGGCCAGCUCUGGAAUCCAUCUUUCGGAGUUCCAAGUACUGGACUUAUUCCACGCAACUUAUCAAGUCUUCAGAUGAGAGCUCAAUGUCGUCCUCUUGCCAUGGAAACUGGUAGAGUGCACAUGAAUCUUACCACCUUGAUAAACCAGUCAGAGGCCCUCGUUUAUUUUUUUCUUGACAAAUCUUGCAAUGAUGUACCCUAUAUUUUUUCCUCUACAGACACUGUGAUGCCCUCCCUAUCUACUGUGAUUCAAGCCUCAGUUACACAGGAAUUAAACUCUGUAACUAGUCACAGCCUGCCCUUUUCACUCUCAGUGCUGUUAAUGACUACAUCUCGAGUUCCUGUCUUUUCUCCAACACCGACUGUUCUUCCUCAUCCACUGGCCUCCGCCCCUAUUCUGGCUACCCCUGGACCAGUGUUUUUUUCUUCACCCAUUGCUUCUUCUGUCACUGCCUCCUUCCUUAGCCACACUCCUGUUCUUGUCACAGACAUGCCAUCUCCAUCAUCAUUACCUACUGGUGAACCCUCCCUCUCUUCUUUGAGUGUAGUCUCCACUGCUUUAGUGUCUCCCUAUCUAUCAUCUUCCUCAAUACACCGUACUCUACCACCCUUAGUGGAACUGUCCUCGUCUCUGAUUUCCACAUCUAUAGCGUCAUUGUUUCUGUCAACUUUUAAUAUCUCACCAUCUACUACUUCAUCAUUUUCUCUGUCCACUUUUAAUCCCUCACCAUUAACACCAUUGUCUUCUUCAACACUUCAAAUCUCUCACCCUUUAUACCCAUCUACUACAGUAUCUCUUUCAACAUCAUCUCCAACCAUCAUGUCAACACCUUUGUUCCAGUCAAGCACAUUAUCUGUAGAAGGUUCCAUGUCAACAUCGGCAAUUAUUGGAAAUAGUUCUGUUCGGUCAAAAGAAAUAUCUACUGCAAAAGUUUCAUCUUCUAUCAUUCUUACUAUCCCUGGUCCGGGGGAUUCUAGUUCUCAGCUGCUGAUUUUGGUGUGUGCUCCAAUUGGGGGAAUACUUGUGGCGUGCAUAUUGCUCUCUCUCUGCCUAGUUGUGUGUUUCAAAUUUAAAACUUCCAAGAAAGGAGCAAUGUAAGUGUUUGCAUAAAGUAUAGAGUAUAAAGUAUACGAUAGCAGCAAAGUGGUAUCUAAUGAGGCUUGUAAAGGGUUGUAACUCUGUAUGCUUAACACAUUGUUUUAUCUGCUGUGUUUAGUCAAGUGUUUAGUGAUGAUCCACUGGACAUGGUACACACUGUGCCGUAUAGCCCAUCCGCUGUGAAUGAAUUCACUAAGAAGGCACCACCUCCUCUCUCAUUAUGGAUGUCUCUACCAUGGGGAUAUGUCGGUAGCUUACCACGAUCUCUCCAAACCUUAGUCACUCAGUCGGGAGUUGACCGCAAGAGUCUGUCCAUCAUUGACACCAUUUCCAGAGGUGAAUGUGGAAGUGUGGUGUCAGGUCAGCUGAACAACAUUAGGACUGAUGUGAUGUCAGGCAGCCAGUCAGUGAUAAUCAAGAUGCUUACAGGAUUUCCCGAGGGGAGUAGACGAGAUGAAGUGGUGCGAUUCCUGGAGGCAUCCACUCUGAUGAAGGGUAUCAAGCACCAGAACAUUCUCUCGGUGCUUCGUGUCAGUGUGGAAGAUAACCAUGUGCCCCUUGUUGUUUAUCCUAUGGUGGAACAUUGUGAUAUGUACAGAGUCAUCAAACUGGCUUCUGACCCAGAGCACAGUGUGCUACCACCUCUAACAGUAGUGUUGACCCUGGAGCUGGCAAUACAAAUAGCUACUGCAAUGAACUACCUCGGUGAACACUCCAUUGUCCAUCCUGACCUUGCUCUCCGAAAUUGCGUAUUGGACAGUGGUUGCGUAGUGAAAAUAUCAGAUGGGGCACUGGCUCAGCAGUUCCACCCUGAGUGCUACUACACCUUGUUUGGUGCAACUAGACCAGUGAGAUGGGCAGCAGUAGAGACACUGCAAGAGGGACUCUGCACUGUUCGCAGCAAUGUCUGGUCUUAUGCGGUGACAGUGUGGGAAAUCUUAACUUUUGCAGAGAUGCCAUAUUCAGAAGUGAACAACAACCGUUCUAUACUUUCUACCAUCAAGAUGGGUGCUCGUCUUCCAAGACCAAACACUUGUUCAGAAGAAUUGUAUACGCUCCUUUGUACUUGCUGGAAUGAAAGAGGAGAAGAACGACCAAGUUUCAAGACAAUUAUCGGCCAUCUCAAACAUCUUCUGAGCCAGCUCUCCAAUGAACAUCCUGAUGGUGUUGAAGAACUGUAUGUUAGAAAAAGGAGCUCUUCAAAUGGCAUUGGAAAAUCGGUCAGUCGUGAUAGACUAUCUCAUGGCGGUGAGUCUCCAAGAUCACGAAAUCAUAUCCCAGUUCGUGAAGCUUCAAUGGGGAGCUUGAAAAGGGUGAGCAUGGCCAGUAUGAUGUCUCGAGGCAGCACAGCUGAGAAACUAAGCGUCACAUUCAGUAUCCUUAGUGGCGCAGAUGCAUCUGGAAGUGAUUCAGAGGAUGAGGCAAACCAAAGUCGUGGCUUGGAACUACAAAACUUUACAGACCAACAUGAAAUGCAAAGCAUUCUACGACAAGUGAGUACCUCCUUUAUUGAUUCUCCUGUCGAGAAGGUCCGACCCCGAGUAGAGGUAAAAGAUGAAGCAAACUCUUCUGUCCACACCACCACAUUAUCAGACAUCAGCUCACGUACUCUAGUGCCACCACCCCUCGAAAGUCCUGUCAGAUCACCCAAACUGUGUAUAGCAGGUGACGAAACAAGUCUAGCGUCUUCGAACCCUGUCAGCCUAACACCUCCACCAAGCCAAACCGUUGAUUCACAGAGUAAAACGUCGACAACUGACUUAGAGUCAGUGAGCACAGCACCCUACACCUCGUCUCCUCAGCACGGCACGGCAUUUCUCUACCCAUCUACGUUCGGCAGUGGAUUUGGUGUGAUGAGCAACUCGGAGAGGGGAGACCAAUCACCACUUGUCGUUGGUCGCAGAGCUCACAGUCACACCUCCCACUCACCUGCAUUAUUACCAUCUCAACCAUCGGCGAAAUCAACAGACUCGGGCAUACGCAGUGAUGAAGACAGUGAAGCCACCCAUUCCCCCAAUACAUCCAUGCAGUACGCCCCGAAAGCGACUAACAGCCGUAACGCAGGUGCUACAAGUGAUGGCGGACUGGCAGACUUCUCCAGUUCUCUCUUUGCUGCUUUUGAUACUUGGGGCAAUACCUAAAGCUAAUAUACAGAUUUUUUUUUAAAUUGUGUUCAUGCAGUGUGCCAUU